This is a messenger RNA of Mercenaria mercenaria, 1968 nucleotides long. RefSeq lists its product as uncharacterized. Lineage: Eukaryota; Metazoa; Mollusca; Bivalvia; Venerida; Veneridae. The transcript has 11 exons. The record is from RefSeq and is a predicted model, not a curated record. Bases 75 to 1934 code for a protein of 619 amino acids.
UAAGACAUGCUAUGUGCGUUUCCAAUUUUAAAUGAUAGCGCAGAUCUCAAACCGACAAUAUUGAGUAGCAAAGAAUGGUUCAGCUCAAACAUUUAGGUUUGUUGCUCGUAGUGACAUUGGGAUAUUGUUCUAAACAACGCAAAUUCCUGAUAUUUCCAGAGUCUAAAAACAACUUCGAAUGUCGUUCUUUAAGCAACGUCCAGUUCAUACAAACAGUCUCAGAAGAUGGCCGCACAAGAACCUUUGACCUCCAUCACACGUCCAUUAUUGGUGGGAUUACUAUCAGAACAUGUGAUUACGACAGGGCGCUUGCGGUUGGACAUUUCAAUAUUACAUAUAUAGAUGCUUCUGAUUCUACAAAUCAAGAACGUAUUUACUCGGAGGGUAUGGUAGGCGAUCGGUCACUUUUUCGGACAUCUAUAAAUUUAGAUAUAGAGCCUGUUCUGUACACAAGAAGACUUAGCUUCAGCCAUUGGCAUGCAAUCGAAUGUUCAGAGAUACACAUACAGGGAUGUAGUCCGAAUGAUAUAUGUGGCCCAACUUUCUGCAAAAAUGGUGGAACAUGUGUCGGAAAUGGUCAGUGCGCAUGCGGGAAAGGGUACAUGGGACCAACAUGUGAACAACUCGUGCAGAACAUGACUUUUGAUGACUUUGGAUUUGUUGCCAGUUUAUCAGAUGUUCUUUACACUAAAGUAGCCGCUUUCAGUGUAACUGGAGAUGUCUCGUUUUCAUUCAAAGACCAAGAUAAGCAGACCGGUGUUCCUCGAAAUACACGCACUCUUGGACUGUUAUUCGGUUUGGCGCAUAUUUGCGGACAUGGGGGAAGUUUGCACUAUAUGCCGUCACAUAUGCCUAGUUUCGAGCACAACCACCAUAAUACACUUGGACAUUUACCUUCACACAGCACAUGUUCCGCUCUAAACAACUUCGAAACGGGAUUUACACAUACCAUUGAGACUAUAUUUGGAGACAACCAUCACCAUAGUAACACGCAGUACUUCUACACAACGCACGGGACUGAUCAUUUUUCACACGGUGUGUCAUUACAUACCAGCAACCACUGUCUGCAUAUGCACGUGCAUUAUGCCAACAGUCUCGGGCAUCUUCUACAUUAUCACCUAUCACCUUCUUUCAAUCCUUGGUCAAAUACCAAGUAUAUAAUAGAAAGUUCCUUCAGUCCUCACUGUGGUGCAAGCUUAUAUGUAAACGGACAUCACGUAGCCUCGCUUACCAAACCUAACGUUACGUCUCCACUGAUACACUUCCCAGGGACACCAAAGCCAUUGUGUUUUGGUCUGUGUGGAGCACAUCCAGGAGCUGGUCCAAACAACAUUACCAUUGGUAAUAUUGCUGUAGCAGGUGCUAAUGUCGUGACGCUAGCAAAUAAUUUUCUCCUUGGAUUAUUAGGUUUGCCAAUGCUUAAUAUUUUAACACCACCACAACAUACAUCAGCUGGCCCACAGACAAAACCUACAGCUUCACUACAACCCAUGGCAACUGCUACAGACAAUGGACUUGCACUGUCUCCGGCAUCAACGUUACCUCCGGCAUCGGCUACAACGGCGCUUACAAACGCUGCAACAACAAAAUCACACGCCCCAAUAUGUUACGCAUGCACAAACAAAAUUUUAGACGGAGACUGUUCGACAACUUACAAGUGCUUUGUAGGUGAGGUAUGUUCAGUAUUUCAUGGAAGCCAAGGAUACACCCAUAGAUGCAUGGAUAGAAAGUUAUGUGACUCUAAUUUGAAGAACGCAAAAGACUGCUGGAAAUGCUGCACAGGGGAUUUAUGCAACGAUAAAUGCGGGGGAGAUUGUACCGAUAAGCCACAAUGUUCACAGUUUCUGUCUAUCGGGUAUAAUGCUUGCAUCGAUCCUGCAGCAUCUGUCUCAUUUUGUCCGAAGACCUGCAACAAAUGUCCAUCUAGAGGGUAGCUGUACAGCUUAUAUGGAAAAUAAACUCCAUUUC